AUGACUAACGGGUACAAGAGCACAAGCAGAAACACUCCAUCUUUCAUGAGCCUCCCUGUCGAACUACAAUCUGAGAUAUUUCUGAGACUGCCCUUAACAUCUUUGUGGACAUGCAAACGUGUUUGCAAAGCCUUUCGCACCCUCAUCGAAAACCCUAAUUUCGAACACAUCCAUGCAAGUACUUCAGAUUCAUUAUUAUUACAGAUUAAUCAUGAAACUUGGGGUCUAGUAUCAAUUGAUUGCACCACGAAAGAUGUGAUCUCCUAUGUAUCCUUAAUCCCGCGAAUUCCAUAUGUUGGUACAUUGUCUCUCGUUGGUUCUUGCAAUGGCUUGGUUUGUUUUGUUGUCCGGAUAGAGAAUCAGCAUGAGGACGAUGUUUUGUUAUUAUGGAAUCCUUUUACUGAGCAAAGUAGAUUCAUCCCCAUGCCUGAUUUCGACGACUACUUGCAUGAGCAGACUAUGGAAUUUUAUUUUGUGCCCGAAACAAAUGAUUAUGUAGUAUUAAGUAUUGGAUUUUUUAAAUAUUAUAAGCCGGACCAGAUAAAUGUUGCGGUGUACAGGAUGAGAAGGAAGGCUUGGGAAAUUGCUGAUCAGAUUCAACUUGGCCACAGAUUUAAUUGUUAUGAAGUUCUCAAUGAUUACAGGGACCGGGAACGAGGGACUUCUGUGUUCUUGAACGGAUGUUUCCACUGGAUGUUCUCAUCGAUUGCAGAGUCCAGUGAGAUUGUUUCUUUUAAUGUAAGAGAUGGGGUAUUGAGGCGGAUCUGGUGUAUUGAUAUUGAUAAUGAUUGGAUUGAUCCGUGUACUAUUGGGAUCAUAGACGAAUCACUGGCCUUGUUAUGUCGGAAUUGCUACAAUGAUGAUCUUGAAAUAUAUGUCAUGAGUGAUUACGAGGUUAAUGAUUCUUGGGUUUUGAAGUAUAAACGCGGCCCUGACGAUGUCUUGCUAAAUAGCUUUAGGGAAAAUAGUGGGAUGACAUAUGAUAGUCGGCAUUCUAUGUAUUUUUGUAACAUGAAAGACCUGAAGAAGAAGAUAAUGAAAGUGAUAUCACCAGAAGGUUCUUGUUUAUCAGGUUUUUCAAGCUUUUCAUUACCCCGCGUCCUCCAGUUAGCUAGGUGA
Daucus carota subsp. sativus is the source of this 1119-nucleotide messenger RNA. Its product is annotated as F-box/kelch-repeat protein At3g23880. The transcript has a single exon. The coding region runs from base 1 to 1119 and encodes 372 amino acids. The record is from RefSeq and is a predicted model, not a curated record. NCBI's taxonomy places the organism in Eukaryota, Viridiplantae, Streptophyta, Magnoliopsida, Apiales, Apiaceae. Gene Ontology annotation, molecular function: protein binding.